Eurypyga helias (sunbittern) is the source of this 665-nucleotide messenger RNA. Its product is annotated as chromosome unknown open reading frame, human C6orf120. NCBI's taxonomy places the organism in Eukaryota, Metazoa, Chordata, Aves, Eurypygiformes, Eurypygidae. The record is from RefSeq and is a predicted model, not a curated record. The transcript has a single exon. The coding region runs from base 20 to 577 and encodes 185 amino acids.
CAGAAUAUAACUGACCACCAUGGCAGCAGGCUGGAGGAGAGUUAUCCUAAUAUUUAUGGCAGCUCAAGUACUCCUAGUGGUGAAUACCUUUGAGGAAGAGGAUGUACCUGAAGAAUGGAUUCUUCUUCAUGUUGUUCGAGGUCAGAUUGGAGCAGGAAACUACAGCUAUUUGAGACUAAAUCAUGAGGGAAAGAUCGUGCUCCAGAUGCAGAGUUUAAGAGGCGACGCGGACUUGUACGUCUCUGAUACGACGCUUCACCCCAGCUUCGACGAGUACGAGUUACAGUCUGUAACUUGCGGCCAGGACGUUGUUCACGUACCUGCACACUUCCAGCGCCCCGUGGGAAUAGGAAUCUAUGGUCAUCCCUCUCACCUGGAGAGUGAGUUUGAAAUGAAGGUGUACUACGAUCCAACAGUUGUACGGUAUCCGUUUGGCGAGGCAUCUUACAACCCUGAGGAGAUGGAGGCGAGCCAGAAAUACUCACAGGCUACAGAAGAUGACUCUCAGGAUGAGGAAUCCGUUUUCUGGACUAUACUUAUUGGAAUCUUGAAAUUAAUACUUGAAAUUCUUUUUUAAAUUGAUACACGCUGGACUAAAUCACACUACAGCCUGUGGAAUUGAACAUAAGUGACUUGCUGUAAUAUUCAAUACUCCUUGUUGUAUU